GCAAUGGUUAAAAAUGACGUUUGCUUGAUUUGACAUUUCAAUUCAUGUUUCUUUUUAGUCUGUGCUUCUUUCUAACCAUGUGAUAAUAUUUUAUUUUGCAACAAUAAUCUCGUGAAUAAGUGCAGAUAUCUAAAUAAAGCGACAUGACUGAUCAUACAGAAUCAAAGAUGGAAUCAGAAAAUAUAAAUGUGGAGGAAUUCCUACCUGCCAAGAAGACGGUUAAGUUGAAAAACAUAAAGCGAAGGGCAGUUUCUGAAUCCGGGGAUGGCAUGGAAAUUGAAGAAUUUAAUGGGAUCCAAGGGAAAGCGAAGCACAGUCGGUCAAGGCCUAAGAAGAAGAAGAGGAACACUGAGCCAAAUGAGUCUAAGGAGAAUCUGAGGAAAAUACCAGUUCCUGCUCACAGAUACACCCCAUUGAAAGAGAAUUGGUUGAAAAUCUUCACUCCUAUCGUUGAACACUUACUCCUUCAAGUAAGGUUUAAUAUAAAAACUCGCAAUGUGGAAAUUAAGGUUGGGCCUGAGACAAAAGACAUUGCAAACUUGCAGAAAGCCGCAGAUUUUGUUAAGGCUUUCAUUUAUGGAUUCGAAGUUGAUGAUGCCCUUGCCCUGCUCAGAUUGGAUGAUUUAUUCGUAGAAUCUUUUGAAGUUAAAGAUGUUAAAACAUUAAAUGGUGACCAUUUAAGUCGCGCCAUCGGCCGCCUUGCGGGCAAAGCUGGCCGCACCAAAUUCACCAUUGAGAACGUUACUAAAACCAGAAUAGUGUUGGCAGACUCAAAAAUUCAUAUUCUUGGCAGUUAUCAGAAUAUCGCGUUGGCGCGAAGAGCGAUAUGCAACCUCAUUAUGGGUUCACCUCCGUCUAAAGUCUAUGGAAAUCUGAGGAAUGUCGCCAAUAGAGUUGCAGAGAGAUUUUAGUUUGUAAAUAAAAGUUAUUUGUACAUAA
Spodoptera exigua (beet armyworm) is the source of this 939-nucleotide messenger RNA. NCBI's taxonomy places the organism in Eukaryota, Metazoa, Arthropoda, Insecta, Lepidoptera, Noctuidae. The record is from the annotation of a GenBank genome assembly.